AUGAGUAGCAAAUCAUUUUUCAACCCGCUUGAUAGGUCUCAGAUCGACUUCAUCGCCGCAGACAGAGAGUCGGUCACAGACAGUGAAAUUGGAAUUCUGGGCGGACUCAAAAUUAGCGGUGAACAAUAUUCUUUCCGUGAUUCAUUUGUGCCCUCGGAAACUUCGCAGAGCAUCUUCAGCGAUGCGAUGAUUCGGCCCACUACGUCGUGGAGCACAGUCGACCAUUUUGACAGGCUCUCUAGUGUGUCAAGUGGAUCAUCGCGUGGCACAGAUAUGAGCCAUGGCGUUCGCUACAAAAUCGUGCUCAAAUUGACCCCACGCGAGGUCAACUUGGUGCGCAGCUCGUGGGCCAUCAUGCUCAACGACGAGCUGUCCGGCGACCGGUUUCGUUCCACGAUCCGCAGGCUGUGGCACGACCUAGGGUCGUGUACCUGGGGCAGCAGCUUUCGCACGAACCGCCAAAACCCACCAACCAAGGUUGGUAGCAGCCAUAGCGUCAACUCCCACAUUUCGCGCGGGAACUCAAGCACAGGGACUUCUGCAACGUCCGCUACUAAGUCUGCUGGCGCUGGCGCCACGGCAGAGAACGUUAGCAGUGGUGCUUUUGCCAGUUCGAUUUUCUGCAGUCAGUUUUACGGAAACUUGCUGUAUAUGGAGCCGUCCAUCGAGAAGAUGUUUCCCUCCAUUCGACACCAGGCCGUUGCUUUUGCCGGUGUGCUCACCAUGGCAGUCAACAACCUCGAUGAUCUAACAACGCUGGAAGCAUAUCUGAGCAGUCUGGGGAAGCGUCACUCCCGGAUCCUGUCUAUCGAGCCGUUCCAUUUCGAGCUUAUGGGUAUGGCGUUUCUCAAGACCAUAAAAGAGCGGUUUGGGUACCACAGCACGCUGGAGCUCGAGGAAACGUGGUCCAGACUUUACAGUUUCCUGGCCAACAGCAUUUUGCAAUUUGGGAUCGACCCGGUGCUAAAAUUCGACGUGCUAAAUAACGAGAUAAUUUUCCCCGUUCCAGAUCUCGUCAAGGGUCUACCUACCACCAAGAGCCCGCUGUGGCCUUCGGCACCGGAGUCCUCUAUGCCAAAACCAAAAGUAACCAGUGUAAAUCCUAAUGCUGCGUCGAUCCCGACUCCAACGCCAACGACGGUUUCUAGAAGCAAAACCGUUAAAAAAUUACCGCAACCCAGAAAUCCUGAUUCUAUCCCGGCCAGAUCGCUCUACACCAGUUCCAAGAGUCGUGAUUCUGACAAGGAUUGUAUCAUUAUGUGA
This is a messenger RNA of Lachancea meyersii CBS 8951, 1263 nucleotides long. The record is from the annotation of a GenBank genome assembly. NCBI's taxonomy places the organism in Eukaryota, Fungi, Ascomycota, Saccharomycetes, Saccharomycetales, Saccharomycetaceae.